AUGUUCCUAUCUCGUAUACAACCCUCUCAAACUCGACCAAUUUUCAACUUAUCAUCAAUUCUGAUCACACUGUGGCUGCUGCUCUCAACGACAGCCGCAGACCAAGCAAAUCGCUUCCGCUCGGAGAAAUAUGCUUAUGGCUUCGAGGGCCCGUUCCCACGCCAGCAUUACUCAUCAUCGGGCCUUCUAGGUCCGAUCUUGAAUUACUGGGAGACUAGCGUAGCAUGCGAUGAUGGGUUAUAUACAAUCAUUGCCCCGCGUGGGGAGGCGGUGCGUCACUCUGGUCCAAUGAUUCUGGAUAACCAAGGCCAUAUGGUGUGGUUUAAGGAGUAUCAGACGACUUAUAAUGCCAAUGUGUACAUGUAUAAGGGAGAGCGAUAUUUGACCUUCUGGGCGGGUAAUGAUACGAGUCGAGGACAUGGGGAGGGGAUGUUGUACAUGCUCAACUCCAGCUAUGAGGAAGCAUAUAAACUCCACGGAGUAAACUAUUUCGCGGACUUGCACGAGUUCCAUAUCACCUGUGACGAGACGGCCGUUUUCACAGUAUAUGAUAUCAAAUCUGUAGACCUGACCUCAACGGGUGGUUUGGAAGAUGGCUGGAUAUACGAUAGCGUCUUUCAAGAGAUCGAUAUCGAGACUAACGAGCUCCUCUUCGAAUGGCGCGCUUCAGAUCAUUUCUCCAUUGGCGAGGGUGAGAUUGAUAGCAACGGAGCCGGACGUUCAAAAGAACACCCAUGGGACUGGUUCCACAUCAACAGCAUCGACAAGGAUGAGCAUGGCAACUUUCUCAUCUCCUCGCGGUACUUUAAGUGUCUUGCAUAUAUCAACGGCGUAACCGGUGACGUGAUCUGGAAACUCGGCGGCGAGAAUCACUCAUUCACCGAUCUAUCAGCUGGCGCAGCAACAAACAUCAGCUGGCAGCAUCACGCGCGAUUCCAACCGCGAUACAACAUUGCGAACAAAACAAGAGCGAUCUCCGUUUUCGAUAACUCUUCGCGCGGAAAAGGCGCUCCGCAGAAUCCGAGCCGUGGGCUGAUGAUCGAUAUCGACGAGACGGACAUGACUGCCAUAGUGCGCGCGGAGUAUUGGAAUUCCAUGGCGAUCAGCAGCCAGUCUCAGGGCUCCAUGCAGGUUCUGGAUAACGGGCAUGUACUGAUCGGAUACGGGUUCAGUGCUGCGUGGACGGAAUUCGGCGCGGACGGGGAAGUGCUAUGUGAUGUGCAUUUUGGUCCGAGGGAAUCCUUUCAUGAGAGCGAUAUUAUCUCGUAUCGAACUUUCAAGCAGAAGUGGGUUGGAAUGCCAGUAACUGCGCCCGAUGUCGCGCUGUCGGGGACUACGGCGUCUGUUACCUGGAAUGGGGCAACCGAGGUUGUUACUUGGGUGUUGCAGGGGUCGUUGGUCAAUGUGACUGACUCGCCUGAUUUUACGGAUGAGGAUGGGAUCAGGCGGUAUUCAAGUGGGUAUGUUGAGGAUGUUGGUUUCCUGUUCGUCUCUGCGAUGCCGAAGUCCGGGUUUGAGACUAAGAUUCCUAUUCCGGCUGAUAUACCGUACCGCACUCUUCGUCUUGUUGCCCUUGAUGGUAUGGGAAGCUCUCUGGGAAGGACACGGGCUUUGGAGUGGGCACCUGAGAAAAUGAAUGAAGAGGUUGCGGUGUUUGCUGGUGAUGAGAAGGUUGAGACUGUGUCACAGGGGCAUCACAUUGCACCCACACUUAUGUUUGCCAUGGGCUUCACGAGUGCUGCGGUGAUUUUGCUUUGCGCAUGGCUCGUCUGCAGGUAUGUCUAUCCCGAAUAUCCUGGUCUAUCCUUCUUCGGUCGAGGCAUUCAUGGCAAAGACGAGGGGUGGGAGGCGGUUCGAUCGGGCGAGGAGCUAGAUGACUUGGAUGAAUCCAACGACCUAGAGUCCGGAGAACAAGAUGAGAGCCCGUUGUUGAACGAUAAUAGAGGCAGGGGGUAG
Penicillium odoratum is the source of this 1956-nucleotide messenger RNA. Its product is annotated as arylsulfotransferase family protein. NCBI's taxonomy places the organism in Eukaryota, Fungi, Ascomycota, Eurotiomycetes, Eurotiales, Aspergillaceae. The record is from RefSeq and is a predicted model, not a curated record. The transcript is spliced from 2 exons. Bases 1 to 1956 code for a protein of 651 amino acids.